Molecule: messenger RNA, 1748 nt
Organism: Malaya genurostris
Lineage: Eukaryota; Metazoa; Arthropoda; Insecta; Diptera; Culicidae
Exons: 3
Coding region: 59-1615 (518 amino acids)
Source: RefSeq, a predicted model, not a curated record
AAUUUAGCUCGUAUAUAAGUAGGUCCCGGCGAGUAUCACCGUCAAGUAUAACGGCAAAAUGUGGAAGUUGUGCAUCCUAGUAAUUGCUGCUUUGGCAACCAGGUUAGCUCAAGCUGAACCGAUUCCAAAUUGGGGUAUCGCAGUCGCAGCUCCCAAUUCGGCCAUCAUCACUAGUGGAAUUGCAAGUCUUAAUACUGCAUUAAUCCAGUUGACUGCAUCUGUAACAUCUGUAACAUCUCUGAGUUUAUCGACAAAUGCAGAUUUGUCAAAGGCAUCAACAUCUCUCAUCGGCCUCACAAAAUCAAUUACAACCUAUGCAAAUUAUUUGAAGACUAAUCUAACGGCAGCGAAUGCAAACACAAAUUCCGUUGAUACUGCUUUUUCUGGUGUCACUGCAGGGGUUACGGCUCUAGGCACCUACCUGUCCGAGCCUGCAGUCGAUGCGCUGGCUAACUUGACUACGACCUUUAAUGGUUCAUAUGUAGUUUCACUUACUAAUGCAAUCAAUAUUUUGGCUACUACUAAAUUACCGCAACUAGCGACGUCGCUUACAAAUCUCCAAACUGCUAUUGGCGUUGCUGUCACGGCAGCGGGAGGUGGUGUAGUGACUUCCGCGAAUGUUGCUAAAAAUGUAUCUACUGCCUUAUCUACGGCGGUCAACAAUAACCUAACAGCCAUCAAAUCAAGUCUGGACAGCAUUACAACGGCGGUUAAAGGAAUUGCUACUGGACUCGUAGCUGCCAACACUUACCUUUCGACAAUAAACUCGGCGAAUGUGACUGUCAAUACAACAAGUCUAAAUAGUCUAAAGUUAGUCAUUUCGAAGCUCUCAACGGGUAUGAAUACUACUGUAUUGAACUACGUGAACGCUGCUGUGAAAAGUAUUAAAACUGAUUGGACCAAUGCUGUAAGCAAACUGAAACUAUUCUCAACGAAUGCUACUUUGAACGCAUUUGUAACCAAUUACACGACAUUUGCGUCUAAAAAUCUUACUACGGACCUGAAUUCUUUGGUUGCAGCGGCUGUAGCUAAUGCCAGCCAGGCCCUAAACACCCUAGCUGUGUCACAAACUGGUGCGCUGACUAACACGAGUUCCGCAUUACUACAGGCGGCAUUGACUUUGGCUAAUCAAGUUGCUAUUCAAAUUGGAGGAGGUGGAACAACAUGCAGCAAUAAGUACGCAUCAGUACUUCCAACGUUAAUUGCCUCUAUUCCUACGGCAUUAACGACUUGUACAACAGCAACAACCAAUUUCGUUACAAUCGCCGUCACGGAAUUGAACUAUUUAAUGCAAGUCCCGGUAAUAGAAAACAAUUACUAUGCUACUGCUGUUGCAUCCUGUUCGAAGUAUGCGACAUUCGCCAAGGAUGACGUCGUGCUUGCCCAAGCUUUAUCAUGUCUGACGCAGAGCUCUUCAUAUGGAUCCCUGGUAAAUAGAAUUGUAAGUGCUGGGUAUGCUCAAGCCAUUAGUUACAUUACCAGUCUGAACGAUCCCAGCAGUGUUCUCGGAGCUGCCGUGACUGCUUGUUACAGUUUCCAGCAACAACAGAUAGAGGCUGCUUUGACCCAACUGACCGCAGAUAUCGCUACGUGUGCUCCUGUUCGUUCAAUGUGAAGAUUGAGCGGUUCUGUAGAAUCCUAUCCGCUACCCUGUUACGCGAUCCUUACUGUCUCGUCUCUCGUAGUCGUAAAAGAGGCCAAAUAAAUAAAAUAAAUAAGAUUUGUAAUAAUAAUACAAUACAAGUCGA